Adineta ricciae is the source of this 5199-nucleotide messenger RNA. The record is from the annotation of a GenBank genome assembly. Lineage: Eukaryota; Metazoa; Rotifera; Eurotatoria; Adinetida; Adinetidae.
AUGAAUAUCAAGAAUUUAUUCAUUUGGUUACUUGAGCAUAUCUAUGGUUACAAUGUCUUCUUACCUGACGAAGAUGAUUAUAAUGAUAAUGAUGACAGUGACGAACCAGUCGAUCCUGCAGUUACUCUGAAACAUCAACUAUAUUCUACUCGAUUAUAUAUCCCUCUUCUUAUCAUCACCCUGUACAUCCUAACGUUUGUUGCCGUCGUUAGUCCACAAAAUCAAUCGAUCAGCGUUUCAGACAUAACACCAGUACUUUUUAAUGAGCUCUAUCGCGAUCAUGCCGAUACACUGUCAUGCCCAUGUUCAACUAUUGCUGUGCCGUAUGGAAAAAUUGUAUCACACAUGAUCUCCUUUCACCCGGUGUGUUCAAGUACUUAUGUGAGCAAAGAGUGGAUUCAAGCACUUUAUUUGUCCUAUGCCAGCUCAUUGCUAGUGAUGGAUUUUCGAACAACUGCGAAAUCUCAAUUUGAACUUCUCGCUGCAUUUUGUUCCAUCUCUCAAGAAACAGUUUUUCAAUCUCUCGUUGACGUGGAAAAUGAACAAUUUGUGACUUCUGAACUGUUUCCUGAAGACCAAGUUCAGUCUCAAAUAGUGGCCACUAUUGAUCUAAUUAAAAACAGUAUUUUCCUUCAAAAUGGUAUUAUCGUUAGUCUCUUACAAAUAACAACACACUCAAACUUUCUCGUUUCUGCUCUUAAUACAAAUGCCUAUAUUGCAGUGAAUAAAAUUAAUGGGCAAGUUUUUCGCAUAAUACCAUCAUCUACCCAUGCAUUCAACGAAAAUAGCAGUCGCACAGCCAAUAGUAUCGGUCAAACGUGUGAUCUAGUAAAAUCAACAGUACCCGCCGGUAUUUAUUCACUACCACAGUAUGAGAGUGCGAUAGAACAUUCGACAUGGCCAAUCAAUCCACCCUCUUUCAGUCCAAGUACUAAUGCAACAGUAGAUGGAUUCUUUGCUGGAUGUACUCCACUUGAUGGUUUACUUGUCAGUACACUUGACUGCUUAUACAGUGUCAGCUGUCUGAAAAACUUUUCCAGUUAUUUUCCAAAUCUUAACCAGACGAAUAUUUCUUGGUCUGAUGGUCUGCCAUCUUCAAAUCGGAAACAGAUACCUGUCGGAGAUAUUUUAUCUGAAUUAUUCGUAGCAAAUUGGUCGUCUGUGAUCAACUAUACUGUAUACUUUACUUCAUGCGCUCCAAAAACAUGUACGUAUACAAUUAUCAGCCACAUGAAUGUUUUAUACGCUGGUGUUCUCUUACUUGCCCUCUAUGGAGGUGUCACCAUUCUGCUUCGCUCAAUCACACCUUACUUAGUUUUUCUUUUGCUAAAGCUCAAGCGCAGUUCGACCAAUCACAAUCGCAAUCUAAAAAAUCAAUUGAUGGCUAUAAAGAAAUGCAUGGGCAAGUUAGGACGACUCAACUUGUUUAAAUCAAUCAAUAGACGAACCGAAGAAGAUGUCAAAUUACAACGCGUGAUCACGCGGAUUUACUUGAUUUUACUUGCGAGUGCCGUGUGUGUGCUUCUAGUACACACAUCUAUCGAUGUGCAGAUGGUUGAUAUACCUGUACUGAAACCUUUGUUGAGAGAAUACAGGCGACUACAACAAUCACAUUCCAAUUCUCUAAAAUGCUCUUGUUCAAACACUGCUGUACCAUAUCAAACAUUCGUCGCUUGGGCGCCAAGACUUCAUUCGUUGUGUACAAGCGAUUUUGUGACUAAUGUACUCUAUUUUGGAUACCGUUUCUUCGCUUGGAAUGGUUUCACAAGUCAACAUUUCCGUUUGCUGUCAAUUUUAUGCCAACUGGCAAACAAAACUAUCACAGAUGCCGUUCAUCGAUUUGGUAUUCAAACCUUCGUCACACUGAAUGUCACCAGUGAAGAUAUUUUCAAUAUUCAAUUAGAUAUAACUGUGCACGAGUACACUCAGUCGUUCGGUGCUGAUUUUUAUCUUCUUCUCAAGACUAUUCAACUGUUCACACAAGCUGAUCAACCUUACACAAUGGGUAACAAUGCUAAUCUAGUCGGUUUGGCAACGCACGAUGAAAGCAAUCACAGAGAAAUUUCCAAGCUUGGAUUCAACUUUACUGGUCCAAUGAACACCGAAACGCAGCAAGUAGUAUGUAUCUGCGCUACAGAUCCUCGCUGCCAAACUCCAGUUCGUGAUCCUAUAAAUACAACUACUCUAUACAAGGUUCCGGGCUUUUCUGAAGUUGUAGGAAUGAUCAAUAGUUGCUUUACUUUGAAUUCUGUAUUGCUGUCAACGCUAGAAUGUUACUAUUCUGAUUCGUGCGUGUCUAUUCUGUACAAGUACAUAAACGCCACAGUGGACGUCAUUGAUCUAGAUCUUCGGUAUAUCGAUGCUAGUCUUCUUGUAUAUAAUUCAACAUCCAGCCGAUUUCCACCCAACACCUUACUUUCACUGAUAAUCAAAGAGUUAAUGAUCGAAGAGUGGAACCCAACAUUUUCAUUCGAAGAUUAUUAUCAGGAAUGUGCACCGAGCAGAUGCAUUUACUCUCAAGAAGUGCGUACGAGUAGCUUAAUCGACAUAAUGAUAAGAGUGAUAGCAACAAUCGGCGGUGUUAUUGUUAUUCUACGAUUAGCUACACCGCUACUAAUCAGGUUGAUCAUCAAUUUGUGGAAGAACAAACAACCAUCAAACACGUCACAAAGACAGCUAACAUCUCGAGAUUCACCGAAACUGUUCAGUCGGGUGAAAACGAUCACAACUAGACUAGUUAGACUGAUGGGAUCUACGUUGAUAAAUCUAAAUAUUUUCCCAAGACGAAUUUUUGGUGGACGUAUCACUGACAGAAAAGCGAGGUAUUUUGGGCAAUUAUCAACGAGACUUUACAUCGUUCUGCUGAUCGUCACUUCUGGUGUCUUGGCAUUUUACUACGUUCUCCAAUUACGAACAAUAAAAGUAACAAUUGAUAGACCAGAUAUCGAUGCCUACAAAAGUCUUCUACUCGAACACGGUGAUACUUUGCAAUGUCGUUGCUCGUCAGUCUCAUCGAAAUACAAUAACUUCGUUCAAAUUCAACCUAUUUUUCAUCCAAUAUGCUCAAGCCUCUUCGUUUCCGAGGAAUGGUACAUGAACAUUACGUCAAGUUUGGCUCCAGAUUUAUUUAUCUAUGACACUCGCGAUUAUCGUCGUUUUCUAUCCUCCCAUUUGCAACUUCUAUCAGGAUUGUGUUCUGAGGCAAUGCAAUCCGUGAAUAGCUAUAUCACUCAGUUUCUUGAAUCAUUUUUUCUAACCGAUCAACUCGUACCAGCAAGUACACUUAACACAUCCAUCCAUACGCUUGUCAAUAGUAGUCAAUUAAACGCUCCCAAUUCUUUUGUAACUCGUCUAUCCCUUCUUCGGGCUGUCAAUUACGGCAAUGCUAUUAUAUCAUCUUAUGGAACAAAUUUUGAGUAUAUUGAUCCUUGGGUGAAUGAAUCUUAUUCUGCAGCCAUUACUCAAUCAAUAGUCUAUGCUGAUGAAUGUUCCUGUGCAUUGAGUAUGAAUUGUACUGUUCAAGCUGGAUUCGUUGCACCAGACUCAUUGAAAAUCGUACCAAUCAAAGGUUUGAAAAUGGGCUGUACACCUAGUGAAGCGUUUCUGUCGUCAACACUGGAAUGCUUCUAUAAUUCAUCAUGUCUGGAUCUUAUUCUGCAGUAUACGAAUAAUAGCGAUAACACGAUUGAAAUCUCAAUCCUCUCCACAAACAAUAGCCAAUAUUCAAUGGAUUCAUCUAUUCUAGAUUUAAUCACAAAUGUCUUCAUAGAGAAGUGGAUAACAUCCAUAAACUACUCUAUAUAUUUUCAACAAUGUUCACCUAGUUCUUGUUCAUAUACAUAUCAACAGAGAUUCGACUGGCUUUAUACUGUCACUGUUUUAAUCGGCUAUAUCGGUGGUUUAACACUGACUUUACAAUGGUUAUGUCCAAAAAUGAUCAUUCUCUCCAAUCAACUCUAUAGAUAUUCUCGAAAACAGAAAAACACUGUCCAUGUGAUCCCUCAAUUGACAUUGGGAGAAAACCAUAUACACAAUCUCGAUCUAAGCGGAGUUUCUUCAACUUCAACAUCACCGCGACAAUUCACAUCGACCAUGUGUCGUUAUAUCAUUCUUGGAUUAAUUCUGUUCAUGGGUUCAAUAGCAGCACUGGUAAUUGUUUCUAUCUAUUUGAAUGAACGUAUAAAUACGCUUCACACAACACCGUCAGUUUUACUGACAACUAUUGAGACAACGACCAGUACGACAGUAUUGAUGACGACAAUAUCUUCAACAGAAUCAUCCUGCAAAUUAACAUUUCAACAAUCAACUCUGUACACAUCCAACUCGAAUUCAACGCACAAUGCUAUUACUACGGGAGAUUUUAAUGGUGAUAGUUAUCUAGAUAUUGCUCUUGUUGAUGCUUAUUCGGGUAAUCUCAGCGUAUUUCUGAAUAACAAUGAUGAAACAUUUUCAAUAUCAUCGAUACAUAUUAUCAACACAAAUCUCGCUGUUGCCGUUCGUUCUUUUAGUACAAUCAUCAUUUUGAUUGGCAAUGGUGAGGGAAUAUUUCAGAUACAACAGACAAUUUCAGUUGCAUCCAUCUCUGAACCAACCUCAAUUGUAGUUGCUGACUUCAAUGGCGAUACUUAUUUAGACAUUGUUGUCAAUGGGGACUUUCUGGGUAUAUUGUCUGGUUUUGGUAAUGGAUUUUUCAGCGAUGUAUCAUUCCUCUAUUCUAACGAUGUAUCGUAUGAAGACUCAUUUGUAGUCGCUGAUUUGAAUAACGAUAAUUAUCUUGAUCUCGUCAUCGUUGGCGAGUUCGACAAUCGUCUGCACAUCUUGAUUAACAAUGGCUACGGAUAUUUUCGACUACAGACAAUUACAAUGGCAAACGCCUAUAGUAGCGACAAGUCACUCGCUGUAGCUGAUUUUAACAGUGAUAAUCAACCGGAUUUAGCCAUUGCAAUAAAGGAUUCUAAUAUCGUGAAUCUUUUUAUUCAGAAGAAUGGCACUUUUGCGCAACACACCGCAUAUUCAACCGGAGCGUAUAGUGCGCCCAAUUCAUUAGUUGCUGUGGAUUUUAACAAUGAUGGCUAUGCAGAUCUUGCAGUGGUUCUUAAUUAUAAAAAUCAAUUGGAUCUUCGGUUUGGUAUUGGUGAAAGCGUGUUCUCAUCGCCAUUGAUAUUUUCNACGAAAUUAUACAAUGGAUUGCACAGUUGA